This is a messenger RNA of Candidula unifasciata, 1491 nucleotides long. The record is from the annotation of a GenBank genome assembly. NCBI's taxonomy places the organism in Eukaryota, Metazoa, Mollusca, Gastropoda, Stylommatophora, Geomitridae.
AUGUCAUUCUCCCUCGAUGUCUUGUUUUACACACCGAUUGUGUUCGUAUUGUUGUAUAUUCUGGUGAAUCUGUUAGUGAAGGCUCCUAGAAAUGUUUGCAUUGUUGUUCUUGGCGACAUAGGACGCAGCCCACGGAUGCAGUAUCACGCCUUGAGUUUUGCAAGAGAAGGUUUUCGCGUCUAUCUCGUCGGUUAUCCAGGUUCCACACCCCACAAAGAUGUUCUACAGAAUGAAAAUAUUGAGAUUUUUCAUGUGCGUGAACCACCCCGUGUUUUAGCAAAAAUUCCACGAUUGCUUGGUUACUUUUUGAAAGUGAUAUGGCAGUCAACUUUCCUGGCAUGGACACUUCUGCUGCUUCCAAACAUGUCUUCCAUAUUCAUCCAGAAUCCACCAUCAAUACCAACCAUGCUAGUCUCUUACAUUGUGUGUAAGAUUCGCUUCUGUGACCUGGUGAUUGACUGGCACAAUUAUGGCUACACCAUUCUUUCCUUAGCUUUGAAACCUGAACAUCCAUUGGUCAGAUUUGCCAAAUGGUAUGAAGAAAAAUGUGGCAGGCUGGCAUUAUACAAUCUUUGUGUUACCCAGGCCAUGAAACAGGAUUUAGAGUCCAACUGGAAAAUUCGGUCACUGGCAGUACAUGACCGCCCUGCAGAUGUGUUCAGGUCUAUAGAUGUCACGCAACAACAUGAGUUAUUUACACGACUGGGGGCAGAGCACUCCAUAUUUCUGUCCAGUGAGAAUGCGCCACACUGCACCAGGUUUACACAGAAACUUGCUAAUGGGACUGUGGUGAAAGUCAACGAUCGACCAGCUAUCCUGGUCAGCAGUACUAGCUGGACAGAGGAUGAAGAUUUCAGUAUAUUAUUGGAUGCCCUAGAAAAAUAUGACCAGAAAGACACAGUGGGAAAUGACUCCUGCUCACUUCCUGAUUUAGUUUGUGUCAUCACAGGGAAAGGACCACAGAAAACUUACUACAAUGAACAAAUUGCCAAGAAGGAAUGGAGAAAAGUCCAGUUUUGCUUACCUUGGCUGACUGCAGAAGAUUAUCCGCUGAUGCUCGGCUCGGCUGACAUCGGUGUUUGCCUUCACAAGUCCUCCAGUGGCCUAGAUCUUCCCAUGAAAGUGGUUGACAUGUUCGGAUGUGGAUUGCCAGUCUGUGCUGUCAACUUCAACUGUAUUGGUGAGUUAGUUCAGCAUGAGAAAAAUGGUCUCAUCUUCAAUGACAGCCAGGAGCUUGUUCAACAGCUGACAGAUCUGCUGGCAGGCUUUCCUAGGAAGAAUGACAAACUGAGUCAAUUUCGCAAAAACCUGGUCUCAUUUCAAGAGCUGAGAUGGCAUCAGCAGUGGAAGAAGCUUGUUCUACCCAUCUUUUUAAGAAUUGGCAAGAUCGCAGAACCUGCUUUUAGCAUUCCAGAUCUGUUUGGGGAACAGCAGAACAACAGAGAUGUAGCCAGGAACAGCCAGAAUGUUGAGAGUAAAAAGGCUAAAUGA